AUGCAUGAACAGCAAUUGGUUGAUUACUUUAUUGAAAGCAGUAAGAGUCGAUGGAGAAUAACGGUUCCUCUAGGUUUGCAGCGCGAUGAAGAGCAAGUCGCUUUUCGUAACCCCACAAUUUCACGAACAGGUUUUGGUCUUGUAGCUAUCACUCGAAAGCUAGGCAAGCGGACGAUUGACGUGAAGAAGCGACUACGAGAGAAACUCAUGGAGCCUGUCGUGAAACUGUUACUCGAAAACGCGAAGCGAGAGGCACAAUUUGCUUACAACCCCGGCGGAUUAUUCGACGAAGAAAUUGCUAUUCAAGGGUCAACUAGGCUCACAGCACUCUUUCGACGUGCCGUGAUGAUGAUUGUGUCGCCACGAGAAGAUUAUCACCCGCUCGUUGCUGAAGAAUUGAUCUCAUUCUGGACCCCACAGGAAAUUCGACUUGUUUGGCGAUAUCUCUGGCUGAAGAACUGGAUCGUUCGCGCGUCUGAGAAAGAGCGCGGUCGUGGUUACUCUACCAGUCAACGACUGCAAGACUCGCUAAAAGUAGCUACAUUAUCGUACCCUUUAUCGCUAUUUCGGCAGGCUGCAGAACGGGAGAGCAUGGUUUGCUCUCUUGAGGAAAUUACUGUCGACUCAAACGAAACAAGGCACCGUGGAGAAUUGCAUAGCAGUGACCAACUCUUUGAGGAUGAUUUUCCGACUAAUGCUACACCAGGCCAGUGUGCUCUCGAGUUGGGAUGUCAAGUGCUUGGUACGUGCUCGCUUACAGCAGUGCUUUCUUCAAUUUCCGAUACCGAUACAGAGAAUGAUGCACUAGUAGCACCAAAGCUAAAUGGCAAGCGACAACCAAGUUCUACUAAAAGAGAGAGUUUUUUUACUUGCAAGAGUCUAAAAGGUAGGUCUGGUUUUGCUGCACACUUGGCCAACACGGUGAAUGUUGCGAAAGCAUCGGAUUUUCUGGAUGCUUGGAGAGUCGAGACUAAGAUGCACGCAGUGACUAUCAAUGACACAGACCUGUUAAGUGCCUGCGAGGCGUUUUCUUGUGAGGAAUUUGAUGAUAAUGAUGAAUCAGAAGUCGUUGCGUUUCGUCAAUGCCGAAAUGACAAGGAAUCUGAGAACGUGCUGAGGAAUGCGGUGUUGAAUUAUGUUUGUAAAAGCGGUGAGGAGGGGCUAACAUUGUCAGCUUUGGUGGAAAAAGUGCGCUUAAGCAUUGAUGAGGAGCUUCAAGCUGCUUUGCAAAUGCGCGUUGAACGCUGCUUGAACUCUCUUGUUGAUCAAGGUGUGCUCAUUUGUGUAAACGCGUACUACGAUCAGCGCUACGUUGUUAAGGAGCAUGGAGACAUGUGGCUGUUGCGGCCCUUUUCACUCAUUCCAAGCGCCAGCGCAUCGUUAACACCCCAGGUCGUCUUCGAAGGUGAGAAGGACACGAUAUCUUUUCCGUGGCUGAAGAUGGACGGUGGCACAAACUAUAAGUUUCUAUUUGCCAUCCAGCGCAAGUUGCUAGCGUUGAUUAUUCAGGCUCCGGGUAUUACUGAGAAGCACGCAUACGCUAAGAUGAAUCGACUACUGUCGAUGCAGGAUACCCGCGAGGCAAUGUCCUUACUCGUAGAGGAAGGGCUGGUAUAUGUUCGUGCAGUCACCUACCCUGCAGUUGAAGCCACAAGUCUCUUCCGACCGUUAAUGACACAACCUUCGGCUGCUAAGGUUAUCAAGCUGGUAGGGAGUGUGCUGGCCUAUGAUCGUUCUGUUUUCAAAGUGCACUACUUUCCCCAUGUUGAGUGCAUCCAGCGAUUUGGAAGCAUUGUGCAGGACUAUCAAAACGUCGAUGACAUGGUGUAA
Peronospora belbahrii is the source of this 1830-nucleotide messenger RNA. NCBI's taxonomy places the organism in Eukaryota, Oomycota, Peronosporomycetes, Peronosporales, Peronosporaceae. The record is from the annotation of a GenBank genome assembly.